Molecule: messenger RNA, 1446 nt
Organism: Penicillium diatomitis
Lineage: Eukaryota; Fungi; Ascomycota; Eurotiomycetes; Eurotiales; Aspergillaceae
Product: NuA4 histone acetyltransferase complex catalytic subunit ESA1
Exons: 7
Coding region: 1-1446 (481 amino acids)
Biological process (GO): regulation of DNA-templated transcription
Molecular function (GO): histone acetyltransferase activity
Source: RefSeq, a predicted model, not a curated record
AUGGGUCCUCGAGAGCCUGGCGAAGCGACGGGCACGCCCGACCCCGUGGAGAAGGGACUCGCCACGAUCAACACCAUCACACUUGGUGUCAAGGCUAUGGUGCAGAAGGAUGGUGAACUCCGUAAAGCGGAAAUUUUGUCGAUUCGAGAACGAAAGGGUGGUUUAUCAUUUUAUGUCCACUAUGUUGAUUUCAACAAACGUCUUGACGAAUGGGUCCCAGCUGCACGGAUAGACCUCACACAAGAGGUGGAGUGGCCGCGGCCUGAGAAAGCAGAAAAGAAAAAGGCAGCCGUCACGAAGGCUCCGAGCAAGAAUGCUCAAAAACAACAUCGUGCCGAUAGCCGCGAGGUAUCGAGUACUCCUGAUGCAUUUGGAAGUAAGAACCAAAAUGUUGCAAAAGCGCCACGGCCCUCAACGGCUGGAGGCAAGGAGAACCGCGAUACACCUGGGGCAGAUGUCUCGAUGGUUGGAUCCGAAGGUGUUUCUGUCGCUGGCACACCUAAAGUCUUGGAUUCGGAAGAUCUUGAAAUGCCCGAUGCUCCUCUCAAGGAAGAGGUCAAGACUGCUUCCGGUGAGGUGAUCACUCGAGAGGAAGAGAUUGAGCGGCUUAGGACCGGUGGAAGUAUGACGCAGAAUCCGACGGAAGUUCAUCGCGUGCGAAACUUGACCAAGCUGCAGAUGGGAAAGUAUGAUAUCGAGCCAUGGUAUUUCUCACCAUACCCAGACUCUUUCUCCGACGUGGACUUGGUCUACAUUGAUGAAUUCUGUCUAAGUUAUUUCGACAAUUAUCGUGCCUUUGAGAGGCAUCGAUCCAAGUGCACGAUGGUUCAUCCACCGGGCAAUGAGAUCUACCGCGACGACAACAUCUCAUUCUUCGAGGUGGAUGGCCGACGUCAACGGACUUGGUGUCGUAACUUGUGUCUUCUGAGCAAGCUGUUCCUUGAUCACAAGACGCUGUACUACGAUGUGGACCCUUUCCUCUUCUACUGCAUGUGCACCCGCGACGAGACCGGUUGUCACUUGUAUCAGCGAGCUGGUUAUGGUCGCUUGCUGAUUGCCAUGAGUUACGAGCUCAGCAAGCGCGAGGGUAAGCUGGGCUCACCCGAAAAGCCACUGAGUGAUUUGGGAUUGCUGAGUUAUCGUCGAUAUUGGCGAGAAACGCUUGUGGAGUUGCUGGCAGAGCCGAACCGGGAAGCCAUGAGUGAGAAUGAACUUGCUCUUCUCACAUCGAUGACUGAGAAGGAUAUCCAUGAGACCUUGUUGGUGAAUAACAUGCUCCGAUAUCAUAAAGGAAAUUGGCUCAUCGUUCUCACGGACCAAGUCCUCGAAGAGCACAACAGACGAAUGGAAAAGGAGAAGGUCAAGGGCUCUCGCAGAAUUGACCCUGUUCGCCUGCAAUGGAAACCUCCCGUCUUCACAGCAUCCAGUCGCACGUGGAACUGGUGA